Molecule: messenger RNA, 757 nt
Organism: Nasonia vitripennis (jewel wasp)
Lineage: Eukaryota; Metazoa; Arthropoda; Insecta; Hymenoptera; Pteromalidae
Gene: CPR7
Product: cuticular protein RR-2 family member 7
Exons: 2
Coding region: 25-594 (189 amino acids)
Cellular component (GO): extracellular matrix
Source: RefSeq, marked validated
AUCCGGACGAUUUUACGAACAGACAUGGCUUUCAAGUUCAUCAUCCUCUCAGCUUUCGUGGCUGCGGUCGCCAACGCCGGCGCCAUCCCCCUGGCCUACCAGACGCACGCCGUGGCGGCAGCUCCUCUGGCCGUCCACACCAAGAUCGUCGACGCCGACCACGACCCGCAUCCCCAGUACAACUUCGCCUACGACGUGCACGACUCGCACACCGGCGACAUCAAGAGCCAGCACGAGGAGCGCGAUGGUGACGUCGUCCACGGCAGCUACUCCCUCGUCGACCCCGACGGCACCAAGCGAACCGUCGACUACACCGCCGACCCCCACAACGGAUUCAACGCCGUCGUCCGCAAGGAACCACUCGCCCACCACGUGGUCAAGACCAUCGCUGCUGCUCCAGUAGUCAAGGCCGUCCACGCAGCUCCGGCUGUAGCCUACCACGCCGCAGCUCCGGCCGUCGCCUACCACGCCGCUGCUCCGGCCGUUCACGCUUACCACGCCGCUGCGCCUGCUGCCUACUAUCAGACAGCUCACUACGCUCAUCACGAGCCCCUGGCUUAUGCCGCUCCCGCUACCUACGCUUACCACCAUUAAGCGAUAGUCGAUAGUGGAUAUAGGUCUGAUUGCGAGUGUAAAUGUUACGAUUCGAGCGCGUGUUGUAUGAAAAAGACCUUUCCCGUGAAGAAAACCGUUGUGACUACCGAGUUUUCUUUAUGGAUGAUGUUUUUGAUAUAUUAUAAUAAAUAAUUACGAUUAU